Neurospora hispaniola is the source of this 1023-nucleotide messenger RNA. RefSeq lists its product as uncharacterized. The transcript has a single exon. Bases 122 to 772 code for a protein of 216 amino acids. Lineage: Eukaryota; Fungi; Ascomycota; Sordariomycetes; Sordariales; Sordariaceae. The record is from RefSeq and is a predicted model, not a curated record.
UUUGGACGCUUGCGACGUGCCAUUGGACCAUCGCUAAACUUGGCUUGGGGCUUGGGAGUCGUUUGCUCGGUGACAUCGGUGUAGCCAUUUCUGCGAAGCACGAGUCCUGUCAUGCUAGACCAUGUACAUGUCGUCAAGAGACUCACGAUCCCCAUGUCCAGGUUCGCGGGUGGUCUUGAGAAACUUUGCUCGGCUACAAUUCCCUCCCGAAGCGUACUGUUCUUUGACCUCAGGGGUAGAUUUCAAUUAUCUCCAGCUUUGUCCGGCUUCUAUUUGCGGGAACGCAUCAGCCACGUCCUCACAAAAAGCGCCGGCAGUGGCAUCCAUGGUCAACUUUGAGAGGAGCGCUCCGGCGGGCCGUUGCAGCAAUCAUGGCUGGUACUUUCACUACCUCCCGUCUCGGAAGCUACCCAGCUCAGGCUGGCCAAGACAAGGUAUCUUUGUCUAUCCACUGGGUGCUGGCGAGAAGCCCGCCUUGACUCGAGCAAUGCUGCCUGGUUGCCACAAUCUGUUGUGCUCACCUCUGCGGGCUCACAGGCCCAGCCAAAGGCUUGGUAGACGCUGUUGCUAUUUACCACACUCCCUCUUCCGGUCAAUGCACCCAACAGUCGAUUUCUCGAUUUUGCGUUACUCGCCAUCUAUUGAUACUGCCCGCCCAUCAAGUCCUCGGCGCGGUCCAUUAUCGCAAGUUCUCGCUCCUGCACCUUUUUCCUUCUUGGAUUUUGGCUUGCUAGCGCUUGAUACGCCGCAGCCUCAAGCAUAUCCUCCCUAAUCUGGAGGACAGAACACGGACCCCAGAAAUCAUCAACCUGUACCCCUGGCCAUAUUGAAGAUCUUCCAAUCGGGCAAUUUUUGCUUGUACAAAUUUGCAAGGAUCGAGCUUGAGCUCGUGGAAGCAAGGGGUAUCACUUGUUUCUCCGGGUGUUCUAAAAUCGCCGUUACCAACGCAACCCUGCUUGCCUCUCACUGCAGCGAGUAAUCUGCUCAGUCGGUCCAGGCCCUAGCCUAAGUCUGAGUGGUGAU